Molecule: messenger RNA, 549 nt
Organism: Paramecium tetraurelia
Lineage: Eukaryota; Ciliophora; Oligohymenophorea; Peniculida; Parameciidae
Exons: 1
Source: RefSeq, a predicted model, not a curated record
AUGAAACAAAAUAUUAAAUCCCCUGCCCCAUUCGCAAUCACUGAAGAAAAAAACACUAUCGAGUCUAUUUUAAACCUUGUUAAACAUCAGACAUCAUAACUGAAGGAAUAGCAACUCCAAUAAAGCAACGAAAUUAAAUUGUUAAGUAAAGCCUUUAGGGAUUAAAAUUAAUCAAUUUUGUAAAGCCAAAAUCAAGAAUACUUCUCUUUAACAUCCAAGCUAAUUGAAGAAAUUGAAUCCGAUAAUUAUUUUCAACUGAAAUUGAAUCAAAUUUAAACUUACAAUAAGCAGCUUUAUAAUCUAAUUAAGGAUGUUUAAAAAGAAAUACCAUCUCAAUAUUAAUAACUUACAACUAUCAAUAGGAUAAUCAAUUUUUAUAAAUGCAUAUUCAAAAUCUCAAUUAAAUAAUUGAAUAAAGAUGAGAUGGCCAUCAUUUUUCAUUAGACUCUUGGGAACUCUGAUUUUGGGCAUCCAGUAAUAAUUUAAUUGAAGGAUACCAAAUAAUAAUAGAGGCAAUAGUUUUGGAACCAAUUUACAUCCUUGAUAUGA